Molecule: messenger RNA, 2064 nt
Organism: Magnusiomyces paraingens
Lineage: Eukaryota; Fungi; Ascomycota; Dipodascomycetes; Dipodascales; Dipodascaceae
Exons: 1
Coding region: 1-2064 (687 amino acids)
Biological process (GO): regulation of transcription by RNA polymerase II; cell differentiation
Molecular function (GO): RNA polymerase II cis-regulatory region sequence-specific DNA binding
Source: RefSeq, a predicted model, not a curated record
AUGAAUAGCAACAUGUCUGAUUAUGGAGUCUCCAAGAGAUCCUCAACUAGACAACGCAAGUCCACUCUUACACAGCAACAAAAAAAUCAAAAGCGACAACGUGCUACACCUCACCAGUUAAAUGUACUCAAGAGUGAGUUUGAGAUUAACCAAACGCCAAAUGCAAAAACACGAGAAGAGAUUGGUCGACGAAUUGACAUGACUGAGCGGUCGGUUCAGAUUUGGUUUCAAAACAACCGGGCCAAAAAUAAAAUUUUGGCUAAAAAGCAUGGAAAUGGGUUCCCCUCAAAUGUUCAAUUUUCUAUGGGAGGACCAUAUAGUUAUAACCGUGCAAUACUUGGUCAACUGCAAAAUGGUCUUCAUCCCAUGGCUGCAACUUUCCCACCAACAUUUGUUGGAAACAGCAUGGCAGCAUUUCCAGGAAGCCAUAUGGGUCAUAUGACCACACCAGCCGGGACCACACCAAUAGCUGUUGCCACCAUGGGUAACGGAGCUCCAAUUGACACACAUGGCGCAUUCAACGCUGCUGCUUCAUUCAGCCAAAAUGUGCACCUGUCUUGCAUUUCUCUCGAAAUUGGCAAAUGGCGCAGAGUUUACACAGCUGGUGGAGUAACUAGUGAUCUUAUUAUUCUUUAUUCACCAAUUGAGUCUGCUAUUUCGUACACAAUGUACGCAAAUGGAACAGGGUUCCGCAUCAAGUACUACCUCAAGAGUGUCAAGAGCCUGGAAUUGACACCACGCUCAGAUAAUCCCAACAUGGGUGACAUUAUAAUAAAUCUUUUCCAGCCACCUAUAUUUAGCACACAAAGCCCAAAAAUGCCUGGAUGGGUUCCGUGCGAAGACUUUUCUGAAGAAUCUCAAGCCACUACCAAUAUGGUCCAUAAACUGGAGGGUCCCCUUGCACAGCUGGCUACUCAGCUGAGUAGAAUAUCAAUGCAUGAGCCCGGAAAAGUGGUUGGAGUCAAGAGCCCAUUGGCAUUUGGAAUGAAUCCUUUGAACCCAGUUAUGGUGGGCCAGUUUGGUCAGCCCCAAGUUAUGAUGGCAGCUGCAGCUGCUGCAAUGGGAAGCGGAGUUAAUGCUGCUGGCCGCCCCACAGGAAUGAUGGCGGGGACUAUGAGUGAGGCUACUAGCCCUGUAUCUUCGGCAUCCCGUCUUGCAGACAAUAUUGCAUUUGGAAUUUCCAUGAGCAAAUCACGCAGCAAAUCACUGCCUUCUUUGCUGCUUGACGAGUCAAUUGAAGACUUUCGCAAUAUGCUUGAGACUCAUGUUGAGGAUGAUGGUGACUGUUCCCAAAACUUUGACGAACAAAUCUACGAUACUGCGCUUACAGAUGAGGCGUCCACAACUUCUUUUUUCAUUAAUGAAGACAUUGUUGUUCCCGAAAUUACAUUAUCGCUAUCAAGUGCAACUUCUACAGAUGACUCAUUGGUUGAAACCAAGCUUCAAAACCUCAACGAGACUUUCACACAAACAGCUACACCUGUUUCCGAAACUGCAGCAGACAGUAUUCAAAACAAUGGUGUUUCUGCUGAGGAUGUUGCCGCUGCGCUGAUUGCUACUAAUGGCAUGCUUCACGAUGGGCUGCUGGUUGCGCCUGCUGCAGCCAUUAGCCAUGCCAGCAGCGCUGUUGUGUCGCCGUUGAUGCAGUUAAAGCCUAUGGGGUCAAUGAGCCAUGGGAAUUACGAGUUAGCUAGUGGCGUUGACCCUACACUUGGUGGAUCACAUGCUCUUUACGAGGAAGCUAGUGGAAUGGGAUUAGAAGCUCAUACUGGAAACGGUGACGAUGAUGACACCAAUGGUUCUAUUAGCACAACUAGUAACAAUAGUAGCGUGGGGAGCAUAAGCAGUGUAAGCAGCAUUAGCAGUACUGAGAGCAGUCUAGGCCUUACUACUGGGGAAUCUGAUGAGAAGCUUUUGAUGGCGACCUCUGCAAACCUACUGGACAUUGACGGGGUUCUUGGUGGAACAUCGGUUGGAGAUGGAAGUUCUUUUUCUGGAGACUUUGACAAAGUUCUGGAAAACUUUGGAGGCGACGGGUCUCUUUUCUCUCUGAUUCAAGUUUAA